Molecule: messenger RNA, 1196 nt
Organism: Phycodurus eques (leafy seadragon)
Lineage: Eukaryota; Metazoa; Chordata; Actinopteri; Syngnathiformes; Syngnathidae
Product: troponin I, slow skeletal muscle-like
Exons: 7
Coding region: 220-672 (150 amino acids)
Biological process (GO): muscle contraction
Cellular component (GO): troponin complex
Source: RefSeq, a predicted model, not a curated record
GCCCAUCUGUCCUAAACAAGUUGCACGUUUUCUUCUUGGAUUGUGUUUAAAUCCAUUGAGUGUUGGUGCCGUUUUUAAUGUUCAUCUCUCAGCAGUCACCCAAUAAGAUUUUUCAAAGUGAUGCAUAAAGCAUAAUAAUUUACCUCGCAGAGAAAACCGAAAUAUUCAGCCACACGGCGACUGCACUUGAAGUCCAUCUUGCUGAGGAGGGCCGCCUCGAUGCUCUUGGCUGAGAGUGAAGAGAAAAGAGUGGAGAGGGAAGGAUUCAUCAGUGAAUGUUUCCCUCAGCCGAAGACCUCAAACCUGUCAGUCCAAGACCUCCAGGAACUGUGCAAACAACUCCACAAAAAGAUUGAUGUCACCGAUGAAGCUCGUUAUGAUAUAGCGGUGAAGGUGGGCAAAAAUGAAAAAGAGAUAGCAUCACUGAGACAGAAGAUUGUCGAGCUGAAGGGCAUCAAGCGGCCCAGCUUAAAGAGGGUGAAGAAAAGUACAGAUGACGUGCUGGGCGCCUACACGGACCCCUCCAAACUCAUGAAGCCAGAUUUCAAGGUCAACCUUAAGACAGUGAAGAAAGAGGAUGAAAAACGGGAAGAAGUGACUGACUGGCGUAAGAAUGUGGAGGCCAUGUCUGGCAUGGAGGGCAGGAAGAAGCUCUUCGACGCCGGGCAAUAACCAAACUCGUCAUCAUAGCUUGUUUGGGGCAUUAUUUUUAUCGGACAAGUGGCUGUGCUUCUUACCAGUUUGGACAACACUGAUUAAACAUAUUACAGCCACUUUUGUGCUUAGUUUCUUUUGUCUGUAUUGCCUGGUACAGUUUUUAAUGUCCUAACUUCGAAAUCACCAAACGACUAGAUCUUUAUAAUAUGAACAGUGGAAGAGGCAUGAAUAAUGGGUGACCUAGCAUCCUGAUUUGCUUGCUGUCCUGGCACAAGAGUUCUAUUUUAGUUGACCACUCACAGACCAGACAAGAGGUUCUUGAAUGUGACCUGAGGCUCCUCCUGUCACUUCGAGACGGACGCUGCACAGCUUCAUUUGUACACACAAGAAAGAAAAAAAGGCUUCCAACAUGUCAGAGGCGUGAGUUAUGACUCUUUUUUGCUACAUUAACAUUUGUGUUUUUAAUUACUGUUCAAAUUCUAACUUGGUUUUCAUUCGCUCCUAAAUGUCCACCAAAGACUGGUAAGAUAUUCUUUUUG